CGUGCGACACCGUGGUGGCAACAUAAGCACCCCCUAGCUGCUGAACCCGAUGAUGCAGCGUGUUGUGCUUCUGCUGUUACAAGUUGUUCCUUCUGCUGGCCUGCUCGUCUCGUGGACGGCAUCAAGGUCUCGCUUGUCACAAAAGGUGCAGCGAUCAUGUACCAGCGUUGAUUCUCACACGCCUGGAGGAGGGCUAAGCGGCGACGAGCCUCGAGAUGCGAUGGUAAGCGAGCUGCUGCAGCUCUUUCAGGGGGAAUUCGACAACUAUGACCAGGUAGUCGCAGACCGCAAGGCCGGCAUGACGCCUGGGCCUGGGGGAGGCCACGAGCACAUCCACUGCAGCUUGAAACAACUCGACCCCGCCGAAGUUCCUGGGCAAGUCGCCGCGGCAGCGGCGGCACCCCCCGGUAGUAGGAGCUCCAGCGGCGAGGAGGAGGAAGAGGAGGAGGGAGCGGGGCAGGGGUCGCAGCAGCAGCAGCCAGAACGGCCCCUGGCGGUGGUGGCGGCGAAGUACUACUUCAACGGCGACUCGAACGUGGUGUUCCGGUAUCGCCUGUACAGCUUCCAUGCGUGUCCGCCGAAUACGCCCGGAGCGAGAGGAGAAGCGGUCAUGCGUCUCUGGAGGCUACUCCCCCACGUGGAAGCCCGCCUCAGGGCCAACAGCUACGACCUCACCUCGUUCUCUUGGUCCGACGACGAUAGCAAUCAGAGGGAGCCCAGCCGAGGGAGUGACAACGCCAGCAACGACCGGUGCUCUAAAGAGGGCCGAACCGGCAACGACGUUGUGGAGCGCAUGUUUGGGUGCGAGAUCUACUGGGGCAGACAUCAGGCGGGGGGCGAGGACGAGAAAUCUAUGCCUGGGGGGAUUUCAGGGCCGGGGAAACAGGACGCCAACGGGGGUGCAGUUCCCGAGCGAGGGGCGGGCGAAGACGCAGCGGGGGGCGGGGGGAAGUCCUUCGUGGGGCUGAUGGGGAAGGACGACAGCGGGACGUGGGUCGAGUCGCAGAACGUCGACGGCCUCGAGAUCCUCGUCAAGGACGACCUCAGGCUGUGGCCGGACAGCCUGUGGGUCAACGACCGCGGCUUCGACCGCGACGGGAACUUCGUCUACGGGAACCAGCGCGACGUGCCCUACAAGAUGAGGAGGGUCACCGCCGGGGGACCCCUGGAGUGGACCCUGGGGGCGCGGCAUCGGACCGAGAAAACGUACGCCGAAAAAAUGUCCGCCAUCGGGGUGACCCUGGGGCAGCGGCUUCGACCCCCGGUUCGCGUCGCCGCGCCGGCCGGCACUGGCGGUACCGGCGGCGGCAAACACGCGUAAGUAUGUUCUUCACUGGCAGACCACCGGUGCUGGACACACACAGCUUCUCCGUGGGAUACUUUUUUGCGCAGAGUCGCUUUGAAUGCGGCACCUUCUGGAGCGAAAUGUCGUCUUUUUGAGCACGUUUCAAGGAGCAGUUUCGUGUUGGCGAACGAAAAUAAAGGCCUCUUCGUCCAGGCAUGUCUGAUGAGUUGUAAUGUAACUAUAACCACACUUUUGUUUUGUUUCUGCCAUGGUGUUGAGCGGUGUCGUGCCGAACAGAAAAUGUUGGUGACAAGGAAAUCGAUGUUUCCGGCGCGUGGCGACUUUCAAGGAAGGAAUCAAGCGCAGUCCUUCGACCGCACUAGUUUCAUCUGGCGUCUCAGCAACCUGCUGCCGUUUCUCCAAAUAAAUGGGAAGACUCGACAAGCUGCAGCACGCAAACGCCGGCCCAGAUUUUCUCAAAAAAUUAAAAAAUACAAGAACUCGGCCUAAAACAUGUGGAGCGGUCUGUGAAGCUUGUCGAAGUUUCUGGAAAAGCCCUUUAAGGUGGACUACUGUUGGAUUAUAUGAGAAACAGAGAGACUACAACGGAACGCGCUUCUCGAAAAAAUCACAGCCCGUGCAUUCGCAACACUUCUACGCUUGGCCACUAGCAAAGCAGCAAGCGCGAGUUGCUACACGGCCACCAUGCGCGUAACGGCGGUCGCUGCACAUGAAAAAACAAAUCGAAUGACUCAUCAAAUAAUGUCAACGCUCAUAACAGUAGUCUAAGCAUGUGCGGUACUAUUGGCGACAUAAAACCCUCUAGUCCCGCGGUGUUGACCGCAUCCACCGACCCAACCGCCGAAGGAGUAGUAACGCCACCAUCACAAAAGGCUGAGAGGCCAUGCGCCUGCUCGCCGCUGCACAAAAAAGAGGCAUCGCCGAAAAGAAGUGCCGGAGCCGCCACCAAGCCCCCUCCCCCCCCCCCCCCCCC
Ectocarpus sp. CCAP 1310/34 is the source of this 2279-nucleotide messenger RNA. NCBI's taxonomy places the organism in Eukaryota, Phaeophyceae, Ectocarpales, Ectocarpaceae. The record is from the annotation of a GenBank genome assembly.